This is a messenger RNA of Eptesicus fuscus (big brown bat), 3372 nucleotides long. It is a transcript of the gene MAP3K9, whose product is annotated as mitogen-activated protein kinase kinase kinase 9. The transcript has 12 exons. The coding region runs from base 1 to 3372 and encodes 1123 amino acids. Lineage: Eukaryota; Metazoa; Chordata; Mammalia; Chiroptera; Vespertilionidae. Gene Ontology annotation, molecular function: protein binding; JUN kinase kinase kinase activity; ATP binding. Gene Ontology annotation, biological process: protein phosphorylation. The record is from RefSeq and is a predicted model, not a curated record.
AUGGAGCCCUCCAGAGCGCUUCUCGGCUGCCUGGCGAGCGCCGCCGCUGCCGCCCCGCCGGGGGAGGAUGGAGCGGGGGCCGGGGCCGAGGAGGAGGAGGAAGAGGAGGAGGAGGCGGCGGCGGCGGCCCCCGGGGAGCUGGGUUCCGACGCGCCGCUGCCCUACUGGACCGCCGUGUUCGAGUACGAGGCGGCGGGCGAGGACGAACUGACCCUGCGGCUGGGCGACGUGGUGGAGGUGCUGUCCAAGGACUCGCAGGUGUCCGGCGACGAGGGCUGGUGGACCGGGCAGCUGAACCAGCGGGUGGGCAUCUUCCCCAGCAACUACGUGACCCCGCGCAGCGCCUUCUCCAGUCGCUGCCAGCCCGGCGGCGAGGACCCCAGUCGCUACCCGCCCAUUCAGUUGUUAGAGAUUGAUUUUGCGGAGCUAACCCUGGAAGAGAUUAUUGGCAUCGGGGGCUUUGGGAAGGUCUAUCGUGCUUUCUGGAUAGGGGAUGAGGUCGCCGUGAAGGCAGCUCGCCACGACCCCGAUGAGGACAUCAGCCAGACCAUAGAGAAUGUUCGCCAGGAGGCCAAGCUCUUCGCCAUGCUGAAGCACCCCAACAUCAUUGCUCUCAGGGGGGUGUGUCUGAAGGAACCCAACCUCUGCUUGGUCAUGGAGUUCGCUCGUGGAGGACCUUUGAACAGAGUGUUAUCUGGGAAAAGGAUUCCCCCAGACAUCCUGGUUAACUGGGCCGUGCAGAUUGCCAGAGGGAUGAACUACUUACACGAUGAGGCGAUUGUCCCCAUCAUCCACCGCGACCUUAAGUCCAGCAACAUACUGAUCCUCCAGAAGGUGGAGAAUGGAGACCUCAGCAACAAGAUUCUGAAGAUCACCGACUUCGGCCUGGCUCGGGAAUGGCACCGAACCACCAAGAUGAGCGCGGCAGGGACAUAUGCUUGGAUGGCCCCCGAAGUCAUUCGUGCCUCCAUGUUUUCCAAAGGCAGCGAUGUGUGGAGCUAUGGGGUGCUGCUUUGGGAGCUACUGACUGGUGAGGUGCCCUUCCGAGGGAUCGAUGGCUUGGCAGUCGCUUAUGGAGUGGCCAUGAACAAACUCGCCCUCCCCAUCCCUUCUACAUGCCCAGAACCUUUUGCCAAACUCAUGGAAGAUUGCUGGAAUCCCGACCCCCAUUCACGACCACCCUUCACAAAUAUCCUGGACCAGCUAACUACCAUAGAGGAGUCUGGUUUCUUUGAAAUGCCCAAGGACUCCUUCCACUGCCUGCAGGAUGACUGGAAACAUGAGAUUCAGGAGAUGUUUGACCAACUCAGGGCCAAAGAAAAGGAGCUCCGCACCUGGGAGGAGGAGCUGACGCGGGCUGCGCUGCAGCAGAAGAACCAGGAGGAGCUGCUGCGACGCCGCGAGCAGGAGCUGGCCGAGCGGGAGAUCGACAUCCUGGGCCGCGAGCUCAACAUCAUCAUCCACCAGCUGUGCCAGGAGAAGCCGCGGGUGAAGAAACGCAAGGGCAAGUUCCGCAAGAACCGGCUGAAGCUCAAGGACGGGAACCGCAUCAGCCUCCCUUCGGAUUUCCAGCACAAGUUCACGGUCCAGGCCUCCCCCACCAUGGAUAAAAGGAAGAGCCUCAUCAGCAGCCGCUCCAGCCCUCCUGCCAGCCCCACCAUCAUCCCGCGCCUUCGAGCCAUCCAGUUGACACCAGGUGAAAGCAGCAAAACCUGGGGCCGGAGCUCAGUCGUCCCAAAGGAGGAAGGGGAGGAGGAGGAGAAGCGGGCUUCCAAGAAGAAGGGACGCACGUGGGGGCCAGGUACACUGGGCCAGAAGGAGCUCGCCUCGGGCGACGAAGGAUCCCCUCAGAGACGUGAGAAAGCUAACGGGUUAAGUACCCCAUCAGAAUCUCCACAUUUCCACUUGGGCCUCAAGUCCCUGGUAGACGGCUACAAACAGUGGUCAUCCAGUGCCCCCAACCUGGGGAAGGGCCCUCGGAGCAGCCCGGCGCUGCCAGGGUUCACCAGCCUUACGGAGAUGGCAUCUUGCUGUUGCUGCUGCAUUCCCAUUUCCUAUUUCCCGUCUACUCUCAACUUCACAGAGGAUGAGGACAGCGAAGGCCCAGGGAGUGGGGAGAGUCGUCUACAGCAUUCACCCAACCAGUCCUACCUCUGUAUCCCAUUCCCUCGUGGAGAGGAUGGGGAUGGCCCCCCCAGUGACGGAGCCCACGAGGAGCCCACCCCAGUCAACUCAGCCACCAGUACCCCUCAGCUGACGCCAACCAACAGCCUCAAGCGGGGCGGCACCCACCACCGCCGCUGUGAGGUGGCUCUGCUUGGCUGUGGGGCUGUUCUCGCAGCCACAGGCCUAGGGUUUGACCUGCUGGAAGCUGGCAAGUGCCAGCUGCCUCUCCCAGAGGAGCCUGAGCCACCAGCCCGGGAGGAGAAGAAGAGGCGCGAGGGACUGUUUCAGAGGGCCAGUCGUCCUCGACGGAGCACCAGCCCCCCAUCCCGGAAGCUCUUCAAGAAGGAAGAGCCCAUGCUGUUGCUAGGCGACCCCUCUGCCUCCCUAACACUGCUGUCUCUCUCCUCCAUCUCCGAGUGCAACUCCACACGCUCCCUGCUGCGUUCGGACAGCGAUGAGAUCGUGGUGUAUGAGAUGCCUGUCAGCCCGGUGGAGGCCCCACCCCCGACCCCUUGCACCCACAACCCCUUGGUCAACAUCCGAGUGGAGCGCUUCAAACGGGACCCUAACCAAUCUCUGACUCCCACCCACGUCACCCUCACAGCCCCCACGCAGCCCAGUGGUCACCGGCGGACCCCUUCUGACGGGGCCCUCAAGCCAGCGGCUCUCCUGGCCAGCAGGAGCCCCUCCAGCAACGGGCUGAGCCCCAGCCCUGGAGCAGGAAUGUUGAAAACCCCCAGCCCCAGCCGAGACCCAGGUGAAUUCCCCCGUCUCCCUGACCCCAAUGUAGUUUUCCCCCCAACCCCAAGGCGCUGGAACACACAGCAGGACUCUACAUUGGAGAGACCCAAGACCCUGGAGUUCCUGCCUCGGCCACGUCCUUCUGCCAACCGGCAGCGGCUGGACCCCUGGUGGUUUGUGUCCCCCAGCCACGCCCGUAGCGCCUCCCCGGCCAACAGCUCCAGCACCGAGACGCCCAGCAACCUGGACUCCUGCCUUGCUAGCAGCAGCAGCACUUUGGAGGAGCGGCCUGGGCUCCCAGCCCUGCUCCCCUUCCAGGCGGGGCCGCUGCCCCCCACCGAGCGGACGCUUUUGGACCUGGACGCAGAGGGCCAGAGUCAGGACAGCACUGUGCCCCUGUGUAGAGCUGAACUGAGCGCACACAGGCCUGCCCCUUAUGAGAUCCAGCAAGAGUUCUGGUCUUAG